This is a messenger RNA of Doryrhamphus excisus (bluestripe pipefish), 2656 nucleotides long. NCBI's taxonomy places the organism in Eukaryota, Metazoa, Chordata, Actinopteri, Syngnathiformes, Syngnathidae. The record is from RefSeq and is a predicted model, not a curated record.
CAUACCUCCGACCCUAGUGAGGAUAAGCGGCAAAGAAAGUUGAUGGAUGGAUGGAUGGACGGAUGGAUGGGUUUAAUGAGUAUAAAACAGUUUGGGGCUGUUAAAGGAACUGGUGACCUCUGGUGGUUGAAAGUAACAAUGACAAGCGAGUAGCCCUCAGACGACAUUUAUCUGAUAUUAGGAAUUGUUCUUGUCUAUCACAUCCUAAAAAAAACCCAAAACAAAUGUGAGACUUCGGACCUACAUUUGGUGAAAGGACAUGCAGGCAGAGGAACUCACUUCAAGUCAGAAGAUGGGACUGCUGGAAGUAUUUCUCCAGGCGGACAGCUGUGUCCCCCUGUUAGGCGCUGUGGCGGUCCUGCUGCUGGUCUACUUUGCUUCAUCCACAUUAAACUAUAGGGGGGCCAGCAAUGAGCCUCCGGGACCGCGACCACUUCCUUUGCUGGGAAACCUGUUGCAGCUGGACCUGAAGAGACCCUACAACACGCUGGUGGAGCUCUCCAAGAAGUAUGGCCCCGUGUUCACCGUCUACCUGGGGUCCAAGAAGGUGGUGGUUCUGGCCGGCUACCAGACGGUGAAGGAGGCGCUGGUCAACCAUGCAGACGAGUUUGGAGACAGAGACCCCUUACGCGUGGUGACGGAGUACAACAAAGGACACGGGGUCUUAUGGAACAAUGGAGACUCAUGGAAGGAGAUGAGACGCUUCGCUCUCACCAACCUGAGAGACUUCGGAAUGGGUAAGAAGGCGUGUGAGGACAAGAUCAUUGAGGAAAGCCAACACCUCAUGGAGGUCUUCAGGAAGUUCAAGGGAGAAUCCUUUCAUACCACUCAGCCCAUCAACUAUGCCGUCUCCAACAUCAUCUCCUCCAUCGUUUAUGGAAGCAGGUUUGAGUAUGACGAUCCAGAGUUCACAGCCAUGGUGGACGGGAUGAACCGGAAAAUCCAGCUGGCCGGCUCGCCCUCAGCUCAGGUCUUCAACAUGUUCCCGUGGCUCGGCAAGAUGCUGCCACAGAUCAAGGAAUUCUUCCGUCUAACCGAGGACUACAGCAGGAAGAAUCUGGAAAUAUUCCACCGUUUGAAAGAAAGCCUCAACCCGCUGAUGUGCAGAAGCUUGGUGGACGCUUUCUUUGUCCGCAAGCACCAGCUGGAGGAGUCUGGCAUCACCAAGAGUCACUUCCAUGAUGAAAACCUGAUGUGGACGGUACAGAACCUCUUUGCUGCCGGCACUGACACCACGGCCACCACGCUGAGGUGGGCUCUUCUCCUCAUGGCCAAGUAUCCAAACAUCCAAGAGCAGGUCCGUGAGGAGCUGAGCAGGGUGAUCGGGGACCGCCAGGUCCAGGUGGAAGACAGGAGGAACCUGCCCUUCACGGAUGCCGUCAUCCAUGAGACCCAGAGGGUGGCCAACAUCACCCCCAUGGCGCUUCCUCACAGGACCAGCCAGGACGUCACCUUCAAGGGGCACUUCAUCAAGAAGGGGACCACCGUCUAUGUCCUCCUUAUGUCUGUCCUGCACGAUGAGGAGCAGUGGGAGAAGCCACGUUCCUUCCAUCCUGGCCACUUCCUGGACAAGGAUGGGAACUUUGUCAAACGAGAUGCCUUCAUGCCUUUCUCUGCAGGUCGACGUAUCUGCUUGGGGGAGAGUCUGGCCCGCAUGGAGCUCUUCAUCUUCUUCGUCACGCUCCUGCAGCACUUCCGCUUCACCCCUCCCCUGGGGGUCUCUGAGGACCAACUGGAUCUGACCCCGCGGGUGGGAUUCACUCUCAGCCCGACCGACCAUGAGCUGCGAGCUCUCUGCAUGUAGUGUUUCAUGUACGCCUUUACCUACUUAAUGUAGUGUUUCAUGUACGCCUUUGCCUACUUAAUGUAGUGUUUCAUGUACGCCUUUACCUACUUAAUGUAGUGUUCCAUGUACACCUUUGCCUACUUAAUGUAGUGUUUCAUGUACGCCUUUACCUACUCAAUGUAGUGUUCCAUGUACGCCUUUGCCUACUUAAUAUAGUGUUUCAUGUACACCUUUGCCUACUUAAUAUAGUGUUUCAUGUACGCCUUUGCCUACUUAAUGUAGUGUUUCAUGUACGCCUUUGCCUACUUAAUGUAGUGUUUCAUGUACGCCUUUGCCUACUAAAUGUAGUGUUUCAUGUACGCCUUUGCCUACUUAAUGUAGUGUUUCAUGUACACAUUUGCCUACUUAAUGUAGUGUUUCAUGUACGCCUUUGCGUACUUAAUGUAGUGUUUCAUGUACGCCUUUGCCUACUUAAUGUAGUGUUUCAUGUACGCCUUUGCCUACUUAAUGUAGUGUUUCAUGUAAGCCUUUGCGUACUUAAUGUAGUGUUUCAUGUACGCCUUUGCGUACUUAAUGUAGUGUUUCAUGUACGCCUUUGCCUACUUAAUGUAGUGUUUCAUGUACGCCUUUGCCUACUUAAUGUAGUGUUUCAUGUCAUUCAAAUGACAUUCAAACGCCAACAAAUGAAGAAAUCAUUUUAACAUUAAGACAAUGAAUCACCCUCAAAUGAACCUUUGACCCCCUGAAAGGUGAAAAAUGUGAAAAAAAAGAAGCUAAGGUCUCCUAUGUUGAUUUUUAUGGAAUCAUCUAUUUUGUCACUUGUGAUUCUUAUUGGAUGAUUAAAUAUGUGUAUUAUUCAGUUUGAAUAUC